This is a messenger RNA of Rattus rattus (black rat), 2370 nucleotides long. RefSeq names its product solute carrier family 46 member 3 (gene Slc46a3). The record is from RefSeq and is a predicted model, not a curated record. Lineage: Eukaryota; Metazoa; Chordata; Mammalia; Rodentia; Muridae. The coding region runs from base 347 to 1732 and encodes 461 amino acids. Gene Ontology annotation, molecular function: transmembrane transporter activity. Gene Ontology annotation, cellular component: lysosomal membrane. Gene Ontology annotation, biological process: vacuolar transmembrane transport. The transcript has 6 exons.
CGGCGACCGAGCCACCACUAGGGCCCAAAGAACGAGAGUGCAGCGAAGCGGGGAGCGGAGGAGACUGAGUCCAGGGCCACUAAAGCCCCGGAGGUGUGCUUAUCUCUCUUUGGCUUCUAACAGAGCUCCAGUGUCCCGUUCCAAGGGACGUCCCCCUCUCGCGGUCCAGUCCACCUCUCUGCCCUGUCCUUUGGCUGUCCCCAGCUGGAAAACCGUGCUGAAAAGACCGGGGCCGCUGCGCCCGGCACUGGGUAACCGAGAACACAGUCCUGAGCACGGUCCAACCUGUGCCGUGCCUAGCAGGAAGACCUUAACCGUGGGACUCCACCACCCCGCUUGAGCAGAUAUGAAGAUUUCAUUCAUCGAGCCCGCCAUUCUCCUUUACGCCUUUGCUAUGACGCUGACCAUCCCGCUGACAGCGCAGUAUGUGUACCGGAGGAUAUGGGAAGAAACCGGUAACUACACCUUUGCUUCCAAUAGCAAUGUCUCUGAAUGCGAGCAAAACAAAAGCAGUUCCACCUUUGCAUUCCAGGAGGAAGUUCAGAAAAAGGCAUCUCUCUUCAGCCUGCAGGUGGAAAUAAGUGGGUUAAUUCCUGGUCUGGUGUCUACCUUCAUGCUUUUAUCGAGUAGCGACAACCACGGACGGAAACUUCCCAUGGUCCUGUCAUCUCUUGGCUCUCUGGGAACCAACCUUUGGCUGUGUGCGAUGUCCUACUUUGACCUUCCCCUCCAGCUUCUGGUAGCAUCCACCUUUAUUGGCGCCCUCUUUGGGAAUUACACCACGUUCUGGGGAGCUUGCUUCGCCUACAUUGUGGAUCAGGAGAAAGAAUACAAGCACAGAAUCAUCCGCAUAGCCGUCCUGGAUUUCAUGCUGGGAGUCGUCACUGGGCUAACAGGCCUGUCGUCUGGCUAUUUCAUCCGAGAGCUGGGUUUUGCGUGGUCCUAUUUCAUUAUCGCCGUAGUUGUUCUAGUCAACCUGGCCUACAUUUUAUUUUUCCUCAGUGAUCCCAUAAAGGAGUCUUCAUCUCAGAUAGUCACUAUGUCCUGUAGUGAAAGCCUCAAGGACCUAUUUUACCGGACUUACAUGCUGUUUAAAAACGGUUCCUGUAAGCGGCGUUCUUUGCUCUGUCUGCUGAUUUUUACCCUUGUCGUCUAUUUUUUUGUGGUCUUCGGCAUCACCCCGGUUUUCACACUGUAUGAGCUGGGCCCUCCGCUCUGCUGGAAUGAGGUCUACAUAGGCUAUGGCUCAGCUUUGGGCAGCCUCUCCUUCCUGAGUAGUUUCCUGGGCAUCUGGCUGUUCUCUUACUGUUUGAAGGAUAUUCACAUCGCCUAUGUCGGCAUUUUUACCACGAUGGCGGGGAUGAUGCUCACCGCCUUCACCAGGACCACUCUGAUGAUGUUUUUAGUCCGAAUAUCAUUCUUUUUCGCCAUCAUGCCACUUUCCAUUCUGAGGUCCAUGCUGUCAAAGGUGGUCCACUCGACGGAACAAGGUGCGCUGUUUGCUUGCAUAGCUUUCUUAGAAACGCUUGGUGGCGUCGCUUCGACCUCUGCGUACAAUGGGAUUUAUUCAGCCACUGUUGCCUGGUACCCUGGGUUCGUCUUCCUGCUGUCUGCUGGUCUCCUGGUCCUCCCAGCCGUCAGUCUCUGCAUGGUCAAAUGCAUUGGCUGGGAAGAGGGAAGCUAUACACUGCUCAUCCACGAUGAGCCCAGUGAGCACCCAUCAGACUCGUGACAGCAGCAAUGCACACGCCCUGUGUGCGACUCCUGAGGAACUGCUCCGCAGUCAGUAUUUCACUAGGGAUCCACGUGACAAAACCCUGUCUCCAACCAAGUGAGUUGGGAGGACACACCGAGCUCUGCUGCUUCUGGGGCCACCCAGCAGCACACUGGGUUCUUCAAAGAGCAGACCCCAGUACCGUCCUCACUUCUCCAUGGACCAGGGAAAGACAGUGGAGAGCAGAGGAAGGCUUGUGAAACCUUGCUAAAACUUUAAAGCAAUAACUUCACUGACAUGCUCCAGUCUCCCAUGAGGAGACUAAGGAGUUCUGACCUCAGUCUCUCCGUCUGCACAAUGGGCUUGCUGGCCUCUCAGGGAUUUUUUUUGAAGACACAAUGAGGAAUUUUUAUUUGCAAUAAUCACUGAAAUGGAAAUGUCUCAGGCAUUUCUAGUUCUUCCUGGACUUGACUGAUGUUUCAAGAGCCUGUCAAGGCUCUACUAAUGGAAUGAAAAAUGAAGCACCUUUUAAAAUGUGUUUUUCAUUUUUCCUAGUGUUUUAUUCUGUGACAAGCCUGAUGAUGUUUUUAUAUGUAAUGAAAGGGGUGGGUAGAAAAUCAGAUUAUAAAUAAAAUUGUCCUAAAUUUGAAAACUCA